Molecule: messenger RNA, 7678 nt
Organism: Anguilla rostrata (American eel)
Lineage: Eukaryota; Metazoa; Chordata; Actinopteri; Anguilliformes; Anguillidae
Gene: magixb
Product: membrane-associated guanylate kinase, WW and PDZ domain-containing protein 1
Exons: 17
Coding region: 438-4652 (1404 amino acids)
Biological process (GO): signal transduction
Cellular component (GO): cell-cell junction; cytoplasm
Molecular function (GO): protein binding
Source: RefSeq, a predicted model, not a curated record
GCUGGUUCAAACAGGGAUUGUUGUUUUUUAAUUGACCGAGUGUUCCUACCCGCAGCUUUGUCCCUGUGGUUCACCUUAGUCCCAGACGCGAAAAACUUCCGUUUGUAGUUUGAAAUCCACGCCAGUCCACCGUGCUGUUAAACUUGGCACAGGUGCUCCAUCUGAGCUGCGAAAUGUGCUUACUGAAGCUCGAGGCCUACAUGUCCCGAGUGGGUGGAUGCGCGCGGAAAUAAUGUGUUAGACUGUUGGAUGAGCAGGAGUAACGUUAAAGGGAAAACUGGUGUUGCUGAGUAUAGCGGGAUUCAACAUACUCCAUAAGACAGUAAAAUGCAACCAAUGACUAUGGACGCCAAGUUACCACAUACACCAAGAUUACACUGUGGAAAUUAGGCGAUUUGUCAUCCGAUAUCUAGGCAUUCCCAAACAGCUCAUUUACCAUGUCUAAGGUUGCCGUCAAGAAACUGCACUGGCGCUCCAAGGUGCAGGAGAGCUUCGUCCCUCUGGGCGGUGCCUCCGGGGAGCUGGGUGUGGCCAUUGGGGGCGGAGCCGACUACGGAGAGUUCCCAUUCGUCACUGCGGCCCCUGGGGGCGGGGCCACAGUGGGUGACGUCAUCCUUGAGAUCGGAGGAACGCCCGUCCUGGGAAUGACCCUGGGGGACGUCAGGGGCGUUCUCAAUUCCUGCCCCCACCCCAUCCGCAUCAAGACCGUCUCACCAGGCUCUACACUGUGUAAAGAUCUCAGGUUGUACCUGAGUAAGUGCUUCACCCCCGGCUCCAUGGACAGUCAGCUGCAGCAGGUGAUCCGGGAGAACCUCUACCUGCGCGCCGUCCCCUGCACCACCAGGCAGCCGCGGGACGGGGAGAUCUCUGGGGUGGACUACAACUUUGUCUCCAUCGAGGAGUUCUUCUCCCUGGAGGAGUCUGGAGCCCUGCUGGAGAGCGGCAAGUUCAAGGGGAACUACUAUGGCACCCCACGGCCGGUGCACAUUGGCCCCGACAGCCCCCCCAUCACCUACCAGGAGCACCGCAACCUGCUGCGAAACUUCCGCACCCGGAGCAAGUCGCUAAGCAACCUGGAGAAGGCAGCGGAGGAGGGGGAGAACAGCGAGGAAGACUCCGGCCUCUCAGGUGGUUCUGUGGGGGCCAGCAGUGCCCCUCCCCCAACGCUCUCCCCCAGCCAGUCCCGCGACUCCAGUGGGGGGGACGGCAGUGCCUUGGAGAAUGGGGGGAGCAGCAACGGUGGGAGAGGGGGGCUCCCCGAAAACUGGGAACUGGCCUUCAGCGAGUCAGGGGAGCCAUACUACAUUGAUCACAACUCAAAGACCACCAGCUGGCUGGACCCGCGAACUCAGAGCAGGGAGGCUGUCAGCAAGACAGAGUUGCCAGCGUUCACAGACCAGCCCAGCGAGCUGAAGGGGUACUCCAUACACACGCGGCUCUCUAAGGGACCUCGCGGCUUUGGAUUCAACAUCGUAGGGGGCAGCAGGCCCCGGGAGUUCCUGCAGGUGUACAGUGUCACCCCAGGGGGUCCCCCUGCACUCAACACAGCGGACAUCCUGGUCUAUAUCAAUGACGCCUGUGUCCUGGGGAUGUCCCAUAAGGAGGUGGUGGAGAUGCUCAAGUCCGUCCCCGUGGGGCACAGCGUGGACGUGGUCCUGCGCCGGGGGUACCCCAUGCUCUACAACCCCGACGGCUGCCCAAAACAGCCCCACGCCAUCGCCAUGGACACGCGGGAGCCCGCCCCUCCCCUCGCCACCUCUCAGCCUCAGGGUCAGCAGCCCGCCCACCCGAGCCUUAACGGCGUCCUCCCGCACAUGGACACGUCCUAUCCCAGCAUGCAACCCGGUCACCUGGGCCUUAACGGCGUCCUGCCGCACGCGGACGCGCCCUAUCCCGGCAUGCUGCUGGGCUCGGGCUUGGACGCCAACGGGAACGCCGCCCCGCUCGCCCCCCACGCCCCGCCCUCGUACCCGCACCCCUCCAACGGGACGGGCGUCCCGCUGCCCUCCUCCGGGUCGGUCCGGCCGCCGCCCUCCUCGCUCAAGGGCGUCCCGCCGCCCCCGCCCCCCGAGCGGUCCCUGCCCAAUCACGGCACCAGCGUGGCGAUCUCCGGCACCGGCUCGCUCAGGGCCUCGCUGAUCCGUAACCACAACAACAACUCCCUCCCGGCGCCUCCGCCCCCUCUGCUCCACACCCCCAAAUCACCGGAGAGUGACCUGUCCGCUGCCACGCUGCCCAUCUCCAAGCUGCCCCUCCCGCAGCCCGAAGUGGGAACCUCCCCGGGCGGGGCCCACUCCCGCCUCCUCCAGCUCCAGCCCGCCCCCCUGCUCACGGCCCCGCCCCCCGACGCCCCGCCCUGCAGCUUCAACGGCUGCCCCGGCAACAACAACAACAACGGCGGCAGGACCGGGGGCGGGGCCAGCCCCGGGGGCGUGCCGUCGCCGGGGGCGAUGGGCGGGGGUGGGGCCGGGGCCGGGGUAGGGGGGGAGUUGGUGCCGGUUGCGUUGGGGAGGAGCGAGGGGGGCGGCGGCAUGGGCUUCAGUGUUACGGCGGGGGGGCAGGGAGGCCACCUGGCGCUGGUUAAGAGGGUGUGGGACCGGCGGCAGUGCCCCUCCCUGCAGGCAGGGGACGCCAUCAUCAAGAUCAACGGCGCAGACGUUCAGAGCCUCAGCUUCGCCCAGGUCCAAAGAGUGCUGCAGGAACACACCAAACAAGGAGAAGUGGUUCUGCUGGUCUAUCGAGGAGGUUUACUGUCCUCGCCCAUCUCCCCUAACUCCUCCAAACAGACUCCUCCCCCUCUUCUCCGGCCCCCCCUGCUCUCCCUCACCUCCGAAGGCUCGUCCCCUCCUUCCGACGCCCUGGUCCCUCCCCACACCACCCUCACACCUCCCUCCCCCGCCCUGGACCCCCCCGCCCUGGUGCAGAGCACCAGCUUCCUGGACUCGGUGCCCGUCACUCUCACCCUGGAGCCCCGGGAUUGGCUGGGGGUGGAGGACGGGGGCGGGCCGGCCGAGAGGGGCGCGGCCGCAGGGCCUCUGGGGGCGGGGGCCAGGGGCCCCGAGGACGGGCGAAGCCCGGUGCUGUCCCGGGCCUUCGAGGUGGAACUGCGGAGGAGGCCAGGCGAGGGGUUUGGAUUCGUCAUCGCAUCCCAGGAUGUGGAGAAUGGCCGAGCCUCGUCCCUGCUGCCCCACCGGUUCGUGACGGUGCGGAGGGGCAGCCCCGCGGCUCGGAGCGGCCAGAUCCGUCCAGGGGACCGGCUGGAGGCGGUGGAGGGGCGCUCCGUGGUGACCCUGCCCCACCGGGACCUCGCCCAAAUUCUGCGCCAAGCGGGGAACACCCUCCGCCUCACCAUCAUCCCCCGAGCCAACACCGGCUCCUCCAGGCAGUCAGAGCCCACGGACUUUGACAGCAGUUACAGGACCCGCAAAAACCACAGGUCACGACCCAAGGACUCUCGGUACUACAGUGUGGAUUUGGAGAGGGGUCCCACAGGAUUCGGGUUCAGCUUGCGGGGGGGUUCAGAGUAUAAUAUGGGCCUGUAUGUGCUGGGCCUCAUGGAGGGGGGGCCUGCAUCCCGCUGCCACAAGAUCCAGGUCAGCGAUCAGCUGGUGGAGAUCAAUGGAGACAGCACGGCUGGCAUGACCCACAGCCAGGCUGUAGAGCAGAUCCGCCGGGGCGGACACCGCAUACACCUGGUGCUAAAGAAGGGGAACGGAUACGUGCCUGACUACGGCCCUGAGCUCGGAGCAGCCCCCCCCUCCUCUUCCCCGUACCCCGAGGAGUCGGGUGUGGCUGCAGUAGAGGGCCCCGACGGCCUCGCCAGGAAGAGUCGGAGGUCAAAGGUGAAACAGAAGAGAGGGGGGGGGACCGGAAAGGGGAAGGGGAAGAGGAAGGGGGGCGGCUCGGGAGGACGGGGCAGGAGCAGGGGGCGGACCCCGGACACCGACCCGGAGGCGGAGGCGGGGGAGAGAGACGGGCGGAGCAGCAGGGGGCGGAGGUCGAGGUCGGCAGGGACACACAGCUUGCCCCGGGGCGCGCCCAGCAGCCGGGGGGGCGGGAGCGAGGCGGGGGGGGAGGAGCCGGAUUCAGGGAGGGAGACGGAGAGGGGGAGGAGGAGGGGCAGGGAGAGGGGGAGGAGGGUGAAGGGAGCCAGAGAGGAAGAGGAGGAGAAUGGGAAAGCGAGCGAGGAGGAAGAGGCGGAGCGCCUGGCCAGCCUCCCCAUCCCGAGCCAGAGGCUGCCCAGGCCCAAAUCGGCCCGGGGCGGUGCAGGGGCGGAGCAGACGGCCGGAGCACCCCCGCCGGCCCCUGACCGGGCCCCUGACCGGGCCCCCUUCUCCUUCCUCAUGUCCCUGGACCCGGAGGCCGCCGAGUCCGACUCCGGGGCCAGCCUAUCGGAGGCCAGCGUUUCUGGGGCCAGCCUAUCGGAGGCCAGCGUUUCGGGGGCCAGCGUUUCGGGCCUGUCCCUCGCCGAGGCCGCCGCCCUGCCGGAGUGGUGGAAAUGGAGGGCCCCGGAUCGGGCGCAGAGCCCCCUGCGUCCCGGCCCCUGGCUCAAACCCAGCACCCUGAAACUGAGUCAGGUCAGGGAGGGGAGCAGGCCCACGAGGAGAGGGGGGCGGGCUGUAACACCAGUGCACCUGCGAAACUCACCGUGACGACCGUUUAAAUGAGGACCAAGGCAUUCUGCUCCAAGCGGCAGGUUAGAAUACUGUGAGGAACCCACUAAAUGUGCUGCUGUGAACUUCCAGCUUAACUGUUGCCAAUUUUCUCACGUCUGGGUGAACUGCUACUGCCAUCUAGAGGAUGCUAGCGAGAUAGCGUGCUGAUUUUUAUAAUGGUCCUGCUAUCCUCUGCAGGCACCAUUCGAACAUCAGCCACUUCCUGAUGGCUCUUCGCAGUCACAUAUCUCUCCUCAUAUAUGCAUAUAUAUACAGUAUAUUACUGUGAAUACAGUUUCACAUCACAAAUUCAUUCAUGUUGAUUUUUAUGUAAAUUGUUUUUUAUAAAAGUUCCUGAGGGGGGUGGGGUAUAUUUGAAUCAUGUGAAUGAGCUUGAAGCAAAAUUAUGAUCUAAGGAUGACUGUGAAUUAAGCUCUAAAAGUGCAGUUAACAUUUAUAUUUUAAUCCUUAAUUUUUCAUGCUUCAUUUACUUUAAUCUUUUGCCACUAGCACCAUUUUUAUUAGCAUUUUAUCAAAAAUCUUUCUCAAUUUGUUAGUCAUGAAAGUUGAAAGUCCUUUUGAGUAAUUUGAAAGUAAUUUCCAGAAUAUACACAAUAUUUAUGUUGAAUACCGUUAAAACAUUUUUUUACGGAUUGACACAUUCUGGCUUUUAAACUACAGAUGGUUUAAUUGCCUUCACGUCACAAAGUUUCACUACAAACGUAAUUAGGACUGAAAUGCUUAUAUGCCAGAUAUUUAUUUGUCUGGCAUACACUCCAUCAUUGGUUACCUUCUGCUGUUAAAAAAAAAACAAGUAAACAGAGUUUAUUCUCCUCUCUAGAUUAGCUGUUAUAGCCUGCCUCCGUCUCCCCCCUCCCUAAUGAGGCGGCUUUCCAUUCAAAAGUCUGUCGGGAACAGCACAGGGCCUGUCGAGUGUAAACUCACACGGUGGAUCGAGGAGAACCGGGCGCAAAAAAAAGACUCCGCUAGUUCUCCUCGAUCCACUGCGCCGGUUAGCGCUCGACUGUUCUCAACAGACUUUUGAAUGAAACGGCGCCUCCAUACUCCCUGCUUUCCUCUGCCGCGCGGACCUUCCACCGCUCCGCAGUCUCCCUCUCCCUCCUCCUCCUCUUCUCCGUCGCUCAUACCGUACUUCCGCUUUACGUUCCCCCUCUCCCUCGUGCCGCCCGUCCGCUCCAGGUUCAGACGGGGCAUGGCGGAACUUUUGCGAUGCAGGUCUUCUAUGCAUUUCUCUCUGCAAGACGACGUGCUGGUGUCUGUACCAGUGACAGGGAAUUAUCAUUGUGUGCUGUUAAACACCCUGGCUUUCAAAGUCUUGGAGUCGCCGGCAAGCGGGUGGGCGAGCGAGCGAGCGAGCGAGAGAGCUUCGUACUGUAAACACGGGAAAGACAGCCAAUAUUUAACAUUAAGUGCAUAUGACUCAUGAUAUUUUUACCUCAUUCCUCUUAGCAAUAAUGCGCCAGAGCCCCACCGGUGUGAAGUGUGCACGGUGUAGCUUCCGGGAGCACCCUACAUUUAAAAAAACCAGAGGUUACAGAGCUGAACGGAAUGUUCCGGGGUGCAUUCCUUUAGAAUGAACCCGUAAGGUAGUAGGACGAAGCCUGUUUUGCAUUUUCAGGCAUUUCUAUACAGUAUAAAAGUUCCCCUGUGGACUCCAUUCAUUUGACCGCCAGCGUGUCUAUGUGUAUAUAAAUAUGUAUUUGUAUGAAAAACAAAGGGCAAAAGACUAGUUACUAUGUUUUAUGCAUUUGUGAUUUGUGUACAGACGGGGUGUAAGGAGAAGAGUAGAUAGCACUGUUAAUAGUGCGGGACUGACGGACAUGUUUAUUCACCACUGCAAGCAUGCCAGCACGGCCCCCUUCUUGCAUAUAAAACAGGCUUAAUAUUUGGUAAACGGGACAAACGCAGAAGCCUGGAGGGGUUCGGUGUAGCUGAUUAGCCCCCGUCCAGCCGGUCCGCAUAACCAUAUCAAGAAAGGCUCUGGAGAAAUGUUUUGACUCUAUCUCGCCAUAUGCUAAAAUCCACAUACAUCCAAACCCAUGACCAUCAGAAACAAAAGCCAAUUUAUAACUGUACCUUGAUCUUUUCUUAAGGUUUACUUCUGUGCAACCAGGUUAAUGACAUGACUGAGUCAGUAUCUAAUAAUGGCAAGAUAUAUUUUCCUUUUAGUGUUACGCAGGGGGACGAAAUUAACACCUCUGGUUAUGAAUAUGAAUAUGUUUUUUCGAAGUAUUACUAAAGUAAAAAAAACAACAAUCGGUUUCUAAAGAUUGGAAUUAAAGGAAUGCUUCUUAUUGUGGCAACCAGUCUGCCUAUUGGAAAAAUGUGAUAUUUGGAAUGCAAAAUGUAUUUUAAUGUAUUUAAAUGGCUGCAUUUAACUCCUUGCUCUUCUAUUGCAUAUUGUAAUGUACCUUAUAAAAAUGUAAUGACUUGCUAAUGGGAACGAUGUUGUAUAUAAGCCCACUCAAAAAAAAUUUAUGUUUUCCAGAGUUGGUCACACGAGAGGGUUUUGGUAUUUAAAAAAAAAACAGUGCAGGACAGAGCAGCAAGUGUGCUCUGUACUGGGCUCUCAGCUGUAGUGCACGAGACUGCAGCUCUGUUCACACAUUAAACACAGGGAGGAGGGACAGUUUCCCAGCUGGACUGGGGCAGUUUAGCACCAGUGCUGGGGCAAAUGUUGUUAGCUCUGUGAAAAUGUCCAAGGAUCAUAUCUCCCAGUGAGUGCCGGACUAUUUGAAUAGGUCUGAAUCUGAGAUUUCUGUGCGCAAGAUACCAGACUGUACAGGGAAGCCACCGUUUUCGAGCCAGUGGCCACCUUGACUUUUCAUGUCAAUGGCUGUAUGUAUAUAAACUCUAUACUAUAAAUGCAGAUGUACAGGUUUUUUUUUUUUUUUUUGGAUUAUAUUAUGGUUUUGUUUUCUUGAAUGCAUCAACAGGGAAUUUUGGAAAGUGAACGACUAAAAUACAGAUGUUGAAGAACAAUAAAGUAAUUAACAAGAGAA